This is a messenger RNA of Cladophialophora yegresii CBS 114405, 513 nucleotides long. RefSeq lists its product as uncharacterized. The record is from RefSeq and is a predicted model, not a curated record. Gene Ontology annotation, cellular component: mitochondrial outer membrane; mitochondrial outer membrane translocase complex. Gene Ontology annotation, molecular function: transmembrane protein transporter activity. NCBI's taxonomy places the organism in Eukaryota, Fungi, Ascomycota, Eurotiomycetes, Chaetothyriales, Herpotrichiellaceae. The coding region runs from base 1 to 513 and encodes 170 amino acids. Gene Ontology annotation, biological process: protein targeting; protein import into mitochondrial matrix; tRNA import into mitochondrion. The transcript has 3 exons.
AUGAAGACCUCAACAAUCGUGUCGAUAUCAGUAGGCACCGUGGUAACCGGGCUUCUCGCAUAUGCUGUGUACUUCGACUACAGGCGGAGGAAUGACCCUGAGUUUCGCAAGGCUCUCAAGAGAGAAUCACGCAGGCAAGAAAGGUUAGCAAAGGAGGAGGCUGAGGUCCAGGGAAAGCAAAAGCGCGAAGACAUCAAGGCAGCUGUACAAGACGCCAUUGAAGAGGGAUUCCCGACGGACAUUGAGGAGAAGGAGGCGUUCUUCAUGCAACAAAUCGCGCAGGGUGAAGCGCUUGCAGGUGAUGGCUCCGACCCUAUUGGUGCAGCUCUCUGCUUCUACAAGGGCUUGAAAGUCUACCCCGAACCGCAAUCACUGAUCGGCAUCUACGAUAAUACCGUGCCCAAAGACAUCCUCGAGAUCCUUGCCAUCAUGGUGGCCCAAGACAAGAACCUCAAAGUGGGCAAAUUCGGCGCGAGCAGCGAAGCUUCGGACAGCGGCCCUGGCGUUGAAUAG